AUGGCUACUCGGAAAUGCGCGGCGGUCGUUGUAGGAGCUGGUCCAGCUGGAGUUGCCGUCAUGGGAAACUUGUUGGAGCGUCAGCUCGGUACAAUCACAUGGAUUGAUCCUUCUUUUGAGGCCGGGAGAGUCCACAGCAAGUAUCGCGAAGUUCCCAGCAACACCAAGGUCUCAUUAUUCCAAGCAUUCGCAAAAGCCACACAACCUUUCCAGAAAGUGAUCGAUAACACAAAAUCACCUAAUGCAUUCACCAAAUUGGCCAAACUCGAUCAAGAAUCUACCUGCACCCUUGGCUUCGCAGCGGAUAUGGUUCGUAGCCUGACAGACGGUCUUAUGAAGAUGGAGGAAGUAUAUGCAUGCCAUGGCUUUGUCAAAUCAGCCAACCUCAACGAAACGACCUCCAACUGGACAGUUUGCAUCAAACAGAAUUCAAGCGAAGAUCUUGAGACCGUUGAGACUACCCGCCUGAUCCUCUGCACAGGCUCCUUCCCCACAACGGCCCCCAUCCCCGUCCCGGGACUGGCCAUCCACCGCUUGGACCUCGACGUGGUCCUCAAGCCCACCGAGCUAGCAGAAACAAUCCCCUCAGACAGACCUAUCUCCGUCGCCAUCGUCGGCGCAUCUCACAGCGCCAUUCUCGCCAUCCUAAACCUCACCAAUCUCGCCCAAACCUCCCACCCUCUGCUACGCAUUACGUGGUUCACCCGCCAUCCCCUCCGCUACGCAGAGUAUAAGGACGGCUGGAUACUUCGCGACAACACCGGUCUCAAGGGCUUGGCUGCGGACUUUGCUCGCUCCGAGCUAGAAGACGAGAAGCUCGCUACUUCGCGCGCUGGCCAGGUGCUGACCAAGAUUGACUGCGCCGGUGGCCAAGAGAUCGAGUCUGCUCAGUACCACAAGUACUUGCCCGCAUGUGACUAUCUUGUCCAGGCGGUUGGGUAUACCCGUACCUCGCUCCCUGAGCUCUCAAAAAACGGUGCGCCUCUUCUUAUGAGCUUCGAUCAUGAUAGUGGCACUUUCCACGAGCCCGGUCGUUCGUCCGUUAUUCCUGGACUGUUCGGUGCCGGCAUUGCGUUCCCUGAGCGUGUCGUGGACCCACAUGGCAAUCAGGAGUAUGCGGUUGGGUUCUGGAAGUUCAUGAAGUUCCUGAAACGGGUUGUCCCGUCGUGGGUUGCAUGA
Molecule: messenger RNA, 1179 nt
Organism: Penicillium crustosum
Lineage: Eukaryota; Fungi; Ascomycota; Eurotiomycetes; Eurotiales; Aspergillaceae
Exons: 3
Coding region: 1-1179 (392 amino acids)
Molecular function (GO): oxidoreductase activity
Source: RefSeq, a predicted model, not a curated record